AUGACGUUUGGCACCUCCCAGAGGAGAAUGCCCGAGCUCACAUUGAAGGGAUUUUUGCGUCCAGGGGCCUUCGAUGACGAGAUGCCGCAAACAAAGAAAGAUGCCGACUCCGUGCAGAAAAUGCUCGAGCGGCUGCAGGGCAACGUGAGCGAAACAAAGCAGUCCGUGCAGCUGCAGGCCCAGAUGCCGCGCUCUGGCGGACCGCCGAAGGCUGUGUUCCCCGGAGCAGUGCCAGAGGUUGGGGGAGAUGACAUGCGAACGCAAGCGGACUUCCAGUUCGAGGCGCUCCUCUCGCGCGCUCAGGGCGCUGCGGACUCGGAGUCCCUGGAUCAGGUGGCCAGGGAGAUCCUCAUCAGGUUUCCGUCCUUCACAGCCCAGCAGUGUACCGAUCUCUGCCAGAAGAUGGACACUGCUCCAGCGCUCCGGGACCACCAGGGCGGCGACUUCCUGGCCGAGAUGUGCCGCUUGCUCGGGUCGCGGCUACGCGAGCUUGCGAGCAUGCAGUUCACCACGGCCUGCAGCACUGUUGCUGCGUGGUCAGCCGAUCCCAAAAGAAGACGGGCGCCACUCUUUGCCCAGCUAUCAAAGGUCUUUUUCACGGCAGCUGCAAAUGAAAUGUCUUCGCGUCUCAUGACGUUUGCGCCCCACGAGCUCAAUAGUUGCCUUGCGGCCUUCGUGUCUGUAGGCUUCUCGGAGCACAAAUUCUUCGCGUCUGUGGGCCGCGCAGCAUUGGCACGACACAGCAGCUUUGCACCCGUUCAACUUACCGCCUUGUUGGCAAUCCUGUCUGAGAUGAGAUUGGUGCACACGGAUCUGUUCAACGCAGCCGCCACCUUCCUCUCUUCGCGGACAAAGGAGUUGCGGCCAGUGGACAUUAUCCGAGUGCUGCGGUCGUUUGCCAAAUGCAACGUCCAGCACCAGGGCCUUUGCAGAGCGGUGGGAGAUGAGGUGGUCAGUCGCGUCAAGGGAGGUGUCAGCUUCCGCGCGGAGGAUCUGUGCGAGAUUACCUGGGCAUUGUGUGUCUUGGAGCAUUUCAAUCCAGACAUUUUCGAAAUUUUGCUGAAGGCGCUGAGAAAGGUGCCUGUGGUUCCUUCUGACGCGCUCACUCAGCUCUUUGAGUGCCACCUGGCCCUCGAGACAGAGCAGAAGAGCCAGUACCGGAGGUUCCGAGACCGAAUGGACCAGGAAACUGUGGAAGCUCUUCAGGACCAUUACCGGGAAGCCCGCAAAGACGAGAGGCGCUGUUCGGACAAGCACCGCAGCGAUGUGGCCUCCGUGCUGAAAUCCUUGGUCGAGGGUUCCGUGCACGUGAACCACCGAACAAGUUGUGGGCUUCUAGUUGACGUGGCAGCGCUGCGGAAGCGGAGCUCAACCGACGGCUUUGUCCAUGUUGACUUAGACUCCAACGUGACCUUCGUGAGGUCUCUCGAUCAUGAUGACCCGGCUACUGCAGGGAUCGUCAUUGAGGGUGCAGUCGCUCUCAGGCGGCGCAUACUUCAAAAGCAGGGUCUUCGGCUCGUCACAGUUCGUGAAAGCGAAUGGCGAGACCUCGAUGAGAGCAAGGCUGGGUAG
This is a messenger RNA of Symbiodinium pilosum, 1572 nucleotides long. The record is from the annotation of a GenBank genome assembly. NCBI's taxonomy places the organism in Eukaryota, Dinophyceae, Suessiales, Symbiodiniaceae.